AUGAGAGAAUCUGUAGAACAAGAAAUAUUAUCAUUAGCAAGUAAGGAAUUAUCAGAGCUAAAGAAAAUGUGGAAAGAGCUAUUUCAAUCAGAAGCCCCACCAUAUUGCCGAAAGUAUUUGAUAAGACGUAUAGCAUAUCGGUUGCAGGAAAAAGUAUAUGGUGAAUUAUCAAGUAAAUCAACUAAAAAACUUAAUGAUCUAGCUAGCCAAAUGGAAGAAGGAAAAAGAAUUAUCAAUAGUAAACUACCAAGGGCAGGAACAAAGCUUAUACGUGAAUAUAAAGGUGAAAAUCAUGAAGUGUUAGUGACCGGAGUAGGAUUGGUGUACAAAGGUCAGUCUUAUACAUCACUGUCUGCAGUAGCUAACAAAAUAACAGGUAGUCACUGGAAUGGCUUAGUAUUCUUUAAGGAGAAGGAAUAAAUGAAAAAAGAAGUUCGUUGUGCAAUUUAUACGAGAAAAUCUGAUGAAUCUGGGUUAGAACAAGCAUUUAAUAGUAUAGAUUCACAGAGGGCAGAGUGUGAAAAGUUUUUCAACACUAAAAAACAAGAGGGCUGGGAAUUACUAGCAAAAAGAUAUGAUGACGGAGGGUAUUCAGGAGGUAAUCUAGAUAGGCCAGCCUUGUGUGAAUUAUUGCGUGAUAUAGAAAUGGGAAGAAUUAAUUAUGUAAUAGUUUUCAAGUUAAAUAGACUGACAAGAUCAUUAGUAGAUUUUAUCCGAGUAAUAUCAGAUAAAUUUAAUAGAAACCGAGUGAGGUUUAGCUCAGUAAUGGAACCCUAUUUAAACGAGGAAAGUACAGACAAUGAGUUCAUGUUAUAUUUAAAUUUAGGUAUAGCACAACGAGAAAGGAAAGCAGUAGGAGAUCACAUAAGGAUAAAAAUCGCAGGAUCGAAAGAAAGAGGAUUAUGGAUGGGAGGCGCGGUGCCGCUGGGCUACGAUGCUAAAGAAAAAAAACUAAUUAUAAAUGAGGAGGAGGCAAAAGUAGUAAAACAUAUAUUUGAAAGAUUUAUAGAGCUAAAAUCAGUGGCAGCAGUGGCAAAAGAAAUAAACAGGCAAGGAUAUAGAGUGAAAGAAAGAAAAGUAAAAUCAGGAAAGAUUUACGGAGGAGGAGAAUUCAAAAAAGCAACAGUGAGAGGGAUAAUAACAAAUUUUACAUAUAUAGGAAAAGUAAAAUACAAAGAAAAAUGCUACCCAGGACAACAUGAAGGAAUAAUCGAUGAGGAGCUAUGGAAUAAAGUAGAAGAGAUAAGAAGAACACGCCAAGCAAAGUAUGAGCAAAAGUAUGAAGAGAUGUUAUUAAAAGGGGUAAUAAGAUGCCAUUCAUGUAACGUUAGCAUGGCAGGAACACAUACAAGAAAGAGAAACAAAAGCUAUAGGUAUUAUGUAUGCCGUAAUCAUAUAAGAGGAAUGCACUGCCAAUCAAGUAAUCGAACAAUAGCGGCAGGGGAAGUAGAAAAAUAUGUAAUAGAGGAAGUAAAAUACCUACUGGCAAACUCUGAACAAGCGCUUGAAGAUAUUAAUGAGGCAAAAAAGUUAAAAGAACUGGGUGAAAUGUGGGAGAAUUUAUUUCCAGUAAAACAGGAAGAGAUAAUAAAGCAAUUGGUUAAAACAGUGUGGAUAAGAGAGGAAGGAAUAGAGCUAAGAGUGAAAGUAAAAGACCUAAAGGAGCUAUCGUAUGCCUAUGCAGCUUAAAGAAGGAGAGAUAUUGUUGGGCAAGCAAAGAGAAAGUACAACAAGGAUGGAAAUAAAAAAUGGAGAAAUUGCUCUAUUUAGGCAGCUCAAGUUAAAGAAAAGCGUGGGUAGAUGCAUGAUACUGGCUCCGGAAGACGAAGCAAAUGAUAAGAAAGAUAAUACACUACUGAAAGGAUUAGUAAGAGCACAUCUGUGGCAACGUCAAAUAAAAGAAGGAAAAUACGCAACAACAAGGGAGCUUUGUACUGAGAUUAAUGUACGACAUAUACAGCGUAUUUUACGAUUAAAUUAUCUUGCUCCAAGGAUAAAAGAGGAUAUUCUAAACGGAACCCAGCCAAAAUAUCUGAAAUUAGCAGAUUUAAAGAAAAUAUAG
Molecule: messenger RNA, 2062 nt
Organism: Cinara cedri
Lineage: Eukaryota; Metazoa; Arthropoda; Insecta; Hemiptera; Aphididae
Source: the annotation of a GenBank genome assembly